Messenger RNA from Closterium sp. Yama58-4, 1404 nucleotides. The record is from the annotation of a GenBank genome assembly. Lineage: Eukaryota; Viridiplantae; Streptophyta; Zygnematophyceae; Desmidiales; Closteriaceae.
AUGAUGGCGCAGCCAAUGAUGGUGGAGCCGCCCAUGAUUCGGCUACCCGUUGCCAAUCAUGAAGCCUUGCGAUCUCUCGCCGAUUGCGCCGCGGCGGCAGGAGCGCCCCCAGCCUCCCCCGGAAGGUUCUCCGCCAAGCAGGCUCGCGGAAGCCCCGGGUCGCGCUUCACGCCGCGAUUCUCGCUAGGGAAUGUGCUUGGUGAGGGGAGCUACGGCGUGGUCGAGCUGUGUCAUGAACGGUACACGAUCACGCCACGUGGCACCAAGAUCUACGCCUGCCCAGCGGAAAAUGCGGAUGCCGUUGGCACACGGUCAAAUUCCGAACACUUGACUAGCGACGGCAAAGGAAGCUGCUUCGGAACCUUCGCAUGUAAGACAGUGCAUAAGCCGGCGUGUGACAGUAACGAGGAUCCGCGAGUUUUGGCGCUGGUGAGGGAGAUCAAGGUGAUGAAACACCUGGGUAAACACCCAAACAUUGUGCAAAUCAAGGGUGUAUACAACAGCAAGGAGCGGCUGCGACUGGUGAUGGAGCUUGGCAAAUCUGCUCAUAUCCUUCCUCUGGAUCACGACGGCCUUCCUGAGCCGCUUGCGGCUGACAUUUUUCGGCAGCUAGUGAGCGCCGUGGCGCACUGCCACUUGCACGGUGUCAUCCAUCGCGACAUCAAGCUGGAAAACGUUCUGCUGACGUCAGGCAUGCCACUGAAGCUUGCCGACUUCGGGCUGGCAAAAAUUCUCAAGCCGCCCGAGAGUGAAGCCAUUGGAGAUACUGGAAGCAAGCUGUACAAGGCACCAGAGGUCUACGAGCGCCGGUGGUACACCACCCAGGCAGACAUGUGGAGCCUCGGGAUUGUCCUGUACGCACUGCUGUCAGCCCGCUUCCCUGAAACUGACGCAAAAACCGGAUUGCUGGCCAGUACUACACCUGAAGUUCUGUUCAAGAGCAGGCUGUGGGGAACAGUAUCUGCAGCUGCAAAAGAUUUGAUUCACCGGCUUCUGUCUUUCGACCCUGCAAUGCGACCCACCUGCGAGGAAGCUCUGCGACAUGAAUGGCCUCGGGUGGUUCCCCCGCCUAUGCAACAGCCUCUGAUUUCUCCCAUGGUCCCGCCUCCUGCAGCAACCAGCCCAACCAGCACAGCCACCAGAGCAGAAACAGGAGAUGCGGUGAGACGAGAUUAUGACCAAAGCUCGGCCAGUAUCCUUGAUCGAGUGUGGCAGCAGCUCGCUCAUGAGCCUCCAGCAUCCACACCUCGCUUCUCUGUACCUGAUUUUGCAGUGCCUUCUGUUAAGGGGUGGGGGGGUGGUAGGACGAGUGGGUCUCGUCUCAAGCCUAAGAGAUCACCGCUGCGUUCGUCUUUCCGACUGAUGUCACUAAGCAGCAAACCAGCAGCAGGCAGCCGCACGUAA